AUGUUGGCGUCACCGUCCAGUGUCAGCUCAGCCUCCUCGCCGGGCCUCGUUCUCCUGCGACAACCGAUCUUCGCCUCUACCGCCGGUAAAGGCGUAGUGAACGAUGGCUCCUCGGCAAUGAUGUCAGACGACUCGCCACCCCGCUCGGAAUCCGGCGCCCGACCGGCCACGCUGACCAGACGAAUCACCGCUCGUGAUGCCGAUGAUGAUAUCCGAAGGGGGAAUGCGCGGUGA
This is a messenger RNA of Geosmithia morbida, 234 nucleotides long. RefSeq lists its product as uncharacterized. The transcript has 2 exons. The coding region runs from base 1 to 234 and encodes 77 amino acids. Lineage: Eukaryota; Fungi; Ascomycota; Sordariomycetes; Hypocreales; Bionectriaceae. The record is from RefSeq and is a predicted model, not a curated record.